AUGUUAACCUCCAUCAAAAGUACACCAGAUCGAAUCGAAAAUGCUCAAAGAUUCGACGAUACGCUGAAACUAAUAUUUGAUUUACUUGAAAAUGGUCCAUACGAGGAUUAUGCUGUUGAAGAGGAGGAGCAUUCGUAUCUGAUCAAAUCAAAAAUUAUUGUUCAAAAGAAAAAUAUUGAUCAUAUUCUGAUUACUAUCGGAGUACCCCAAGGAAACAGGCAAAUCGAAAGGUUAAACAGAACCAUAAUAUCAUCUCUAAGUGCUUUAUCAGUAGAAGAACCGGAAAAAUGGUUUAAGUAUGUGGAAAGAUUACAACAAAUUCUUUACAGAACUAACCAUAGAAGUACAGCCGUCUCCCCAUUUAAAGUUUUCACUGGAAUCGAUAUGCGUUAUUCUGAAGAUCUAAAAUCACAAGAAUUACUAGAAAAAGAUUUGAUACAAAGACUAGAUGAAGAACGAUCUCAAGUACGAGAUGAUGCUGCAAAACAAAUAGCACGAAUUCAAGAAGAAAAUAAAAGAAAUUACAAUAAAAGAAGAAAGAAAGCAAGAGUUUAUGAAGUUGGUGAUUGGGUUGCAGUUCAACGAACACAGUUUGAAAGUGGACUUAAGUUGAGAAUAAAGUUGUUAGGACCUUAUAAAGUUAUUAAAUGA
Molecule: messenger RNA, 651 nt
Organism: Onthophagus taurus
Lineage: Eukaryota; Metazoa; Arthropoda; Insecta; Coleoptera; Scarabaeidae
Source: RefSeq, a predicted model, not a curated record